AUAUCUAAAUAAGAUUACAUCUUUAUUGGAAUUGUACAUUGAUUGAUUACUUCCCUGACAUUCUGAACAUCUAACUUAAAACUGGAUUUUUUCAGAUAAAAGUGCAAUAAAAUGGCAGAUCUUCUUGGAUAUGUGUUAUUAAACAAGAGAAGAAGGCUUCAUUAGUCUUCUCACAAUAUCAACUUUAUUUCAUUUGUAAGUUUUAUCCUUGUACAAAUCUACAAAUAUAUUUGAAUUAUCUAUAAAGUUUUAUACCUGGAUGAGUGAAUGAAUGAUCCUGGAUCUCCGAGUCAAGUUGUUCUGUCUGGGCCUUUGCUGUAUCUUCUACAUCAUGGUAUCCUGCCUCCUUACUGUUACUAAGAUGGAUGCAAGACUACUGGAGCGAAGGCAAGAUCAGACUGAGUUCAUCCUGUCAAACCAUAGACAUCCAACUCAUUCACUUACAGAUAUCCUAGACAACAGUGAAACUAUGAGAAGAAGAAAAGCUCCCAAAAUAAACUGGUGCAAACCUUUAGGUUUAAAAACUUCUCCGGGUCCUCUUGUUGCUCUGGCUUCGUUUCCAGGUUCAGGAAACACGUGGCUUCGGUAUCUUAUACAGCAGGCCACAGGUAUUCUGACUGGAAGUGUGUACAGGGAUUAUGCACUGCUAAAAAAUGGAUUCCCGGCUGAAAGUAUAUCAAACGGAUCUGUGAUAGCUGUCAAAACCCAUGAGUAUGGUUCUCAAGCCCGGAAAGACUUUGAUAAAGCAAUUUUAUUGGUCCGAGAUCCAUUCUCUAGUGUUCUAGCAGAAUUCAACCGAAGAUGGGGCGGCCAUAUUGGACACGCUAACAACGCCAAGUUUAGGCGGGAAAAUGGAAAAGUUUGGCGGGAUUUUGUACUGACGAAGGGAGAAGCGUGGGAGACAAUGAACCUGGACUGGGCCUUGAACUUUAAAGGUCCCCGGCUUGUCGUCUUUUAUUGGCAGCUCUGUAAGAAUACAGAAGAGGAGUUGAAGCGGAUUUUAGAGUUUCUAGAAAUACAAAUUUCAGAUGAGACGCUUCAGUGUGUUAUGGAAAGCAAAGAGGGUAUCUAUAGGCGACCCAAGAAACCCCGGUCUCCAGAUUUGUUUGAUCCUGAUCUCACCAACUAUCUCAAGCUGAAACAAAAGAAGGUCUUUAGAACACUACGUAACCUGUCAUAGACAAUUAUAUUGAUCUUGCCUUUAGAUCAAUCUUUCAUAAUCUGGACCAUUCAUUGAUCUUUCAUAAUUUUUCUUGACCUUUCCUUGCUCUUUCAUUUUUCCUUUCCUUGAUCUUUUUUUUUGUCUCUCCUUGAUCUUUCCUUGAUCUUUCAAUGAUGAAGUUUUCUCUUAAAAUCUAUAUUUAAUUCUUCAUAAAACUUUCUGAGUUUCAAAAUAUUGAAGUGCAAAACAAAUAACAAACUAAAUUUUUCUAUUGCAAUUAUAAUAACUUGAUUGUGCAUGUGAACAAAAUUCCAAACAAAAAAAUUUAGAAAGAUUUAUCUAAUUAUAUGAAGAAAUUGUCAAAUUUUUGUUCAUUGACACAUUUUGGGAACAAUCAACAUUUAUUAAUUUUUCUUGAUUUGAAAAUUACCCCCAAAAUUACCGGAUUAGUAUCCUAGUAUCCUAGUACCCUAGUAUCCUAGUAUCCUAGUAUCCUAGUAUCCUAGUAUUCUAGUAUCCUAGUA
This is a messenger RNA of Eurytemora carolleeae, 1686 nucleotides long. Its product is annotated as WSCD family member AAEL009094. The transcript is spliced from 7 exons. Gene Ontology annotation, molecular function: sulfotransferase activity. Bases 272 to 1180 code for a protein of 302 amino acids. The record is from RefSeq and is a predicted model, not a curated record. NCBI's taxonomy places the organism in Eukaryota, Metazoa, Arthropoda, Copepoda, Calanoida, Temoridae.